AUGUAGUCAAAUAGAUCAGAUCUAGAUUGGUUUAAUUAUCUAAUGGUUAUCAUGUUAUUGUUUGGAAUACCUUUAGGGAUUUAUAAUUAUAUAUAAUAAUACAGAAUAAAAUAGAAAGAAGUUCAGAAGCUGUUUUAAAAUUGGUAAUAAUAAUUAGAAAAUUCUCCAGACAGAAUUUUUUAUUAUCGACAAUCAUAAUAAGAGUUUGAAUCUAGAAAUCCUGAUAUUGCUGACCAAGAUUUUUGGGAUGGCAUAGAAAAGUUAAGAGAGAGAGCUUGUAUUUUAAAGGGGCAAGAUUAUUGGCUUAAAUCACAAUAUUAAUGAU
This is a messenger RNA of Paramecium sonneborni, 325 nucleotides long. The record is from the annotation of a GenBank genome assembly. Lineage: Eukaryota; Ciliophora; Oligohymenophorea; Peniculida; Parameciidae.